CGACACUCGAUCGUCCCUGCAGCCCCACAGAGCGAAAAGCAGCUCUGUCCCUACAUACAGCACUAAAGCAGCAACAAUGGUCAGCGUCCGUAGCGUAUUCGCCUUUGCCUCGAUGGCCCUAGUGGCGACCGUGAGCGCGUUCCCGGCAGACGAUCACCACCGUACUCUACAGGCUGUGAACUUCCGUCAGGACUUGCUGGACAACAUCAAUGCGGCCCGGAAGAAGGAAGGGUUGGACGAGUUGUGCCUUAACGAGAUGCUCAUGGACGCGGCGCAGAUCCAGUCGAACGACAUGGCCGACAACAACUUCAUCAAGAGCACAGGUUCGGACGGAUCCGUGCCUAAGGAGCGUGCCGCGGAGCAGGGUUUCAAGGCCGAGACGGUGACGGAAAUCGUCGGUGCCGGUUACAGGACGGCGGCGAGUGUCGUCGCCGCGUGGAGCAAGGCUGCGAGUGCCAAGAGCACCAUCUUCGGCAAGGUGAAUGUUAUGGGCCCGGGCUACACAUUCGACAAGACACGGAAGUACGUGCACUUCUGGGCUGUGGACUUUUCUACGGGCGAAUGCGGCAACGGAACCGCUACGGGUGGACCUGCAGCUAGUGGCGACUCCAGUGGCAACGUCGAGCUUCCUUCAAGUGGUAGCGACGACCCUAAGAGCAGCGACGCCAGUGGUAGCGUUGAGGCUCCUGAAAGCGGAAGCGGUGCUCCGGCACCGGCUGGUAGUGGUGCAGACACCCCUGCCGUCACUCCGGCACCGGCCGGUAGUGGAGAUGAAACUCCGGCCAGCGGAUCAGAUGAUCCUCCUGCUGCCACGCCGGCACCUGCCGGCAGUGACGCCGAGACUCCGGCCAGCGGAUCUGAUGACGAAGAACCUGCUGCUACUCCCGCUCCUGCCGGCAGUGGAGGCGAGACCCCGGCCGCCCCUGCUGCUGCUCCUGCUCCUGGUGCCGCUCCAGCUGCUGCCCCUGGUGCCGCUCCUGCCACCCCCGCUGCCGCUCCUGCUCCGGCUCCGGCAAGUGGAUCAGGUGAUGAGCCGGCUGCAACGCCAGCUCCGGCUGAAGAGGAGCCCGAAACACCUCAGUAAGAUCCUAACAUGGUUAUAUCGAGAUAUGGCGUGUGGUAGCUCCGUAGUGUUUCGUCGUAAAAUUCAUAAUGCUAGAUGCCUUCAAUAUCGCUGCUUGUACCUGAAUCCAGCGACGUAUGAACACGGUGUCCCUCCUGUC
This is a messenger RNA of Phytophthora nicotianae INRA-310, 1223 nucleotides long. RefSeq lists its product as hypothetical. The transcript has a single exon. The coding region runs from base 77 to 1084 and encodes 335 amino acids. The record is from RefSeq and is a predicted model, not a curated record. NCBI's taxonomy places the organism in Eukaryota, Oomycota, Peronosporomycetes, Peronosporales, Peronosporaceae.